AUGAAUCAUUUGGUAAUCCUUGUACUUUUUGGUGCGCUACUCUGUGCGCCCCACCAGUGCUUGGAGUGCCCAUCAGGCUGCCAAUGCUUUGCUGGCACGCGCACAGUGAAAUGCGUUUCCAAGGACCUUCGCUCCAUACCACAAGAUAUUCCAGGAUACACAAGGAAUGUGAUCAUCACAGGACACAAUAUAUUCAGAAUUGGAUCAGACACAUUUCAAGAACUGAAAAAUGUCACCACCAUCAUUUUGAGCAACAAUAGGAUCACAGAGGUUGCGUCCCACAGCUUCUCUACCCUUUCCUACCUGCGAUCCCUGGACAUGAGCUGCAACCAUCUGACUCUCAUCCACCCUGAAGCCCUCAACAUCCCAGGGAGUCCUCUAAAGGAGCUCAACCUUAGCCGCUCCCUCUAUAACUACACCUCACUGACAGAUCUCACCACCGCACUGCGCUGGGGAGGCCUAGGAGGGUUGCUCAGCCUAGACCUCUCCGGGAACCGCCUGGUCUUCCUACCCCCAGGGAUGUUCUCCCACCUCCCUAGCCUGCAGCACCUCUUCCUUGGUAACAACUCCCUAGCAUCGGUCUACAACGGCACCUUCUUUGGCCUGCGCCGCCUGGAGCUGCUUGACUUGACCCACAACUCUUUCAGGGCGUUCCAAGGUGAUGCUCUGGGGGAGCUGGAAAGGCUGGGGCAAGCCCCCCGCAUCCUGCUGAGCCACAACCCCUAUGUCUGCACAUGUGAGAUCCAAGACUUUGCUGUGUGGCUUAAGAAUUCCCAGGCUCAGGUGGGGGAUGCAGAAGCCCUGACCUGCGCCUCACCCUGGGAGUUUCAGAACAGGCCCCUGCGGGCACUCGGGGUCCAAGUUGUCGGAUGCCAUGCCACUUCACCACCUCUGGUCGGAAUCAGAGACGAGGUGGGUGACCUCUCCCUGCAGACCUCCUACGUCCUCCUGGGUCUGGUGCUGGGCUUUGUGGGCAUGGUCUUCCUCUUUGUGCUCUACCUCAACCGGCAAGGUAUUAAAAAGUGGGUGGUGGAGACGCGAGAUGCCUGCCAUGAAGUGUUGGAGGGGUAUCACCACCGCUAUGAGAUCGACACUGACCCACGGCGGGAAUACCUCUCAAAAGACGUCAGAGUCGAAGAGAAGCCACCGACAAACGGUAGUUUUGGACAGGCUCACUCAGAUAACCGCUUAUCACAGCUACCCACUGACACCUGUUUAGUUCAGAUCCCCUCAGACACACAGCUCAAACCAGGCUCCAUCUCGGUGGAUUUGUGAUUCCUCAUUCCCUGGAAUGGAACUGGACUGGAGUGGACUUGCAUUCAGGUUUGGGUAGGUUACUUUCUCAAUGUAAUCUGUUACAGUUACUAGUUACCUGUCCAAAAUGGUAAUCAGUAACGUAACUUUUGGAUUACCCAAACUCAGUAAUGUAAAUUGGUUUACUUUCCCCUUAUUAGAAGUAGAUCAAAAUUAUCCAUACACACACAUUUGGUGUGUCAUGAUAGUGGUCUCUGACUUGUGGUCAGACUUGCUCUGGUGGAACUAAUUUAAACCUGUUAUUUUAUCAAUGCCGAAUUAAAUGUCA
Messenger RNA from Oncorhynchus nerka (sockeye salmon), 1582 nucleotides. Its product is annotated as trophoblast glycoprotein-like. Gene Ontology annotation, biological process: negative regulation of canonical Wnt signaling pathway. Gene Ontology annotation, molecular function: protein binding. Lineage: Eukaryota; Metazoa; Chordata; Actinopteri; Salmoniformes; Salmonidae. Bases 1 to 1275 code for a protein of 424 amino acids. Gene Ontology annotation, cellular component: plasma membrane. The record is from RefSeq and is a predicted model, not a curated record. The transcript is spliced from 2 exons.